This is a messenger RNA of Spodoptera littoralis (African cotton leafworm), 2118 nucleotides long. The record is from the annotation of a GenBank genome assembly. NCBI's taxonomy places the organism in Eukaryota, Metazoa, Arthropoda, Insecta, Lepidoptera, Noctuidae.
AUGGCCAAGUGUGGUGACUUUAUUAAAAGUCAAUUCCCACUUAUUGAUGAAGAAUUGAUGAAAUAUGUUGAAGACAUACUGGACAGCAGUGCUGGUGAGUUUGAGGACACGGAGGAAGUCUACGAGGCAGUAGGAGAAGUACUCCAAGGAAUCUCUGAAAAAUCGGAAAAAGAUAUAAGGGACAUAUGUGAAAAACUACUGCAUAUGCUUCAGCCUGACAAACCGGGCAGUAGCAAUGGACCCAGGAAAGUAUUGGAUGCUCCAAUACACCUCGCCUCCAUGGCCGCACCUGUUACAGAAACUGAGGAUCUCCGAAGUAUAUGGAUAAAUACUAGAGAUGAUAAUUUGAAAGUUGAUGCAAAAAAAUUAGAAAAGGCUGAAGCGAAAUUACAGCAGAAACAACAAAAGCAGAAAGAUUCGAAGGUACCAAGCGCAGUGCCUGUACUUCAGACUGCUACGGCCUCACAGGUGACGUCAAAGAAGGAUAGCAAGUUGGAGGCCAAAGGAACCAACAGAACUCAGGACAUAAGGAUAGAGAACUUCGACAUAGCAUAUGGUGACAGAGUAUUACUGCAAGGCGCUGACCUUGUCCUUGCAUUUGGCCGACGGUAUGGCCUCGUAGGACGUAACGGGCUCGGCAAGACCACACUCCUGCGGAUGAUCGCAUCCAAACAACUAAAGAUUCCAUCUCAUAUAUCAAUACUACAUGUAGAGCAAGAAGUAGUGGGAGAUGAUACCGUGGCACUACAGAGUGUCUUAGAAUGUGACACCACUAGAGAAUAUUUGUUGAAACGCGAGAAGGAAAUUACUACUAUGAUUAAUACUGGCUCAACAGACCCCAGUCUAUCAAAUGAGCUUAGUGACAUAUACGCCCAACUGGAAAAUAUAGAGGCUGAUAAGGCGCCGGCGCGGGCCUCUAUCAUCCUCAGUGGUUUGGGUUUCACACCGGAGAUGCAGACCAGAGCCACCAAGACAUUCUCUGGAGGAUGGCGGAUGAGGCUUGCACUGGCCCGGGCGUUGUUCUCUAAACCCGACCUCCUCCUACUCGACGAGCCGACGAACAUGUUGGACAUUAAAGCUAUCAUCUGGUUGGAGAACUACCUUCAGAACUGGCCGACGACACUACUGGUAGUGUCUCACGACAGAAACUUCCUCGACACCGUGCCCACAGAUAUCAUGCAUUUACAUACACAGCGGAUAGAUACUUACAGAGGUAACUACGAGCAGUUCCACAAGACAAAGACGGAGAAGCACAAGAACCAACAGCGCGAGUACGAGGCGCAGCAACAACAUCGCGCGCACACGCAGGAGUUCAUCGACAGGUUCCGGUACAACGCCAACCGCGCCUCCUCCGUGCAGAGCAAGAUCAAGAUGCUGGAUAAACUGCCCGAAUUAAAACCGGUGGAAAAAGAAAUCGAGGUUGUCCUUCGGUUCCCGGAGGUGGAGCCACUCUCGCCGCCCAUACUACAACUGAAUGAAGUCGGAUUCUACUACUCUAAGGACAAGAUCAUUUUCUCAGAUGUCAACCUUGGCGCGACGCUCGAGUCCCGAAUAUGUAUUGUUGGUGACAAUGGUGCCGGUAAGACAACGUUAUUAAAAAUAAUAAUGGGUAUACUGUCACCCACCAGUGGGAUACGAAGCGUGCACAGAGGACUGAAAUUCGGCUACUUCUCCCAACAUCACGUCGACCAAUUGGAAAUGAAUGUCAAUUCUGUAGAACUCCUACAAAAGAGCUAUCCAGGCAAAACAAUAGAAGAAUACAGAAGACAGUUAGGCAGUUUCGGCGUCAGUGGCGACCUCGCGUUACAAACCAUCGCCAGUUUGUCCGGAGGGCAGAAGUCAAGAGUGGCCUUCGCCAGGAUGUGUAUGGGCAACCCCAACUUCUUAGUACUCGACGAACCUACUAACCAUUUGGACAUUGAGACCAUCGAGGCGUUAGGAAAGGCUAUUACUAAAUAUACGGGCGGUGUUAUCCUGGUAUCUCACGACGAGAGGUUAAUACGAAUGGUCUGCAAGGAGCUAUGGGUGUGUGGAAACGGCUCUGUGACCAGUAUAGAAGGAGGAUUCGACGAAUAUCGCAAGAUCGUCGAGAGAGAACUAGAAGUACAGAAUAAGUAG